Molecule: messenger RNA, 1505 nt
Organism: Vitis riparia (riverbank grape)
Lineage: Eukaryota; Viridiplantae; Streptophyta; Magnoliopsida; Vitales; Vitaceae
Product: putative glucose-6-phosphate 1-epimerase
Exons: 8
Coding region: 85-1134 (349 amino acids)
Biological process (GO): carbohydrate metabolic process
Molecular function (GO): isomerase activity; carbohydrate binding
Source: RefSeq, a predicted model, not a curated record
UGAGAGAGAGACGGAGGGAGGGCGAUGGAAUAGAAAGAAAGGGAGAAUUGGAAGAGAAAGGAGAGAGAGAGAGAAGAGGAAGAGAUGUCAAGCGAGAGGGUUCCGGUAGAGCUCUGUAAGGGCAUCAAUGGCCUCGAAAAGGUGGUUCUCCGUGAGGUCCGCGGCAGCUCCGCUGAGGUGUAUUUGUAUGGGGGACAAGUGACAUCUUGGAAGAAUGAUCAUGGGGAGGAGUUGCUCUUUGUCAGUAGCAAGGCUAUAUUCAAGCCUCCAAAGGCAAUUCGUGGAGGAAUUCCAAUAUGUUUUCCUCAAUUUGGGAAUCAUGGCUCUCUUGAGCAGCAUGGAUUUGCAAGAAACAGGGUUUGGAGCAUUGAUAUUGAUCCACCUCCGUUUCCAACAAAUACCUCCAGUAGGGCUUUUAUUGAUUUGAUCCUUAAGCCCUCUGAAGAAGACAUGAAGAUAUGGCCUCACAGGUGGUGCUCUUUUUUUAAUACAUGUUUAAGUGGUAAUAAUGAUGGUCAAACUCAUUGCUUUUGCUUGUCGGAAUUUUAUUUAUCUAUCAUUGUGUCCAUUUGUAGUUAUGAGUUUCGUCUGAGGGUAGCUUUGGGUCCUGGAGGAGAUCUGAUGUUGACAUCUCGCAUCAGAAAUACCAGCACAGAAGGAAAGCCGCUUACAUUUACGUUUGCGUAUCACACCUAUUUUUCUGUUUCGGAUAUCAGUGAAGUUCGAGUGGAAGGAUUGGAGACACUGGAUUAUCUUGACAACUUGCAGAAUAAGGAGCGGUUUACUGAACAGGGGGAUGCAAUUACAUUUGAAUCAGAAGUGGACAAGAUAUAUGUUAGUACCCCUACAAAAAUUGCAAUUCUGGAUCAUGAAAAAAAGAGAACAUUUGUCAUACGCAAAGAUGGACUUCCAGAUGCUGUGGUGUGGAAUCCCUGGGACAAAAAGGCAAAAGCUAUGGCUGAUUUUGGAGAUGAUGAGUACAAGCAUAUGCUCUGUGUGGAGGCUGCUGCUGUUGAAAAGCCCAUUACACUGAAACCUGGUGAGGAGUGGAGAGGAAGGCAGGAACUCUCUGCUGUUCCUUCCAGUUAUUGUAGCGGGCAACUCGAUCCUCAGAAAGUUCUACAGUGCAGCUGAAUGAUAUCUAUCAUUCUAUUUUACAUCCUGUACAGGUGCGUUGUUGCAAAAUAUGGUUGGAACGCACGGCGAAGUCUGGCCAGGAUUUUUUUCUUCCUUUUUUUAUCCUUUUUGUUUUUGUUUUGUUUUUUGUUUUUUUUUUUUUUUGUUUUUUUUGAAUUUCCUUUAUCUUGGGUGCUAAGGAGGAUUGGAUCAUAUUAGAGUCCUUGUGAAAAUAAUGUUGCUUUUAAUGAAUGGUUGUUGGUGGGUAUCAUCAUAUAUCUUGAAGUGGAAGGCACAAGCAGCAUAAAUAGAAUUGUUCAACAAUUACUAAAUUCUUAUGCUUGAUUGGAAACUUAUAUAUUAUCCCACACCCCUCUCUUGUAUCCUCA